AUGGAUAUUUUGGACAAUCAAACAAUAAGAAAACCAGAUGGAUCUAUAGUAGACUGCGAAGAAUACCUCCGAAAUAUCAAGAUUUUCAUAUUAUUCUUCUCUGCGUCUUGGGUAGCAAACACAAAAAAUUUGAUAGUUCUGUUGAAAGAUUUAUAUUCCGAAAAUUUGAAGAGAAAAGUGGGUAUGGAAAUUAUAUACGUAUCUGCCGAUACAUCAAAAGAAGGAUACGAUUCCGAUUUGAUGGCUCAAGGACCCUGGAGUGCGAUACCAUUUAAAAGCUCGAUUUGUGAUAUACUCAGGUAUAGAUAUGACGUAUCUUACAUGCCGAUGAUUAUUGUAGUAAAACGUGAUGGUUCCAUUAUAACUAGAAAAGGUAAGGAAGAACUAGAAAAUCUGGGAAUCAAUGUUUUAGUCACCUGGACAGAAUUUGUACAAAAGUAA
Messenger RNA from Diorhabda sublineata, 441 nucleotides. Its product is annotated as nucleoredoxin-like protein 1. The transcript has a single exon. Gene Ontology annotation, biological process: photoreceptor cell maintenance; sensory perception. Lineage: Eukaryota; Metazoa; Arthropoda; Insecta; Coleoptera; Chrysomelidae. The record is from RefSeq and is a predicted model, not a curated record. Bases 1 to 441 code for a protein of 146 amino acids.